Messenger RNA from Eruca vesicaria subsp. sativa (arugula), 552 nucleotides. Lineage: Eukaryota; Viridiplantae; Streptophyta; Magnoliopsida; Brassicales; Brassicaceae. The record is from the annotation of a GenBank genome assembly.
AUGGUUGCAAGAAGUGAGAAUCUUGAUCAAACGAUGGAAUUUACGGCCAAGAAACUUGAGAGGACGGUGGAAGAUACGGCGGCGAAGUGUAUGAUGCUGUUAUCAAGAGUUGGGGGAUACUGCGGAGGAGGAGGAGGCCGAGAGAUGAGUCGUGUUUACAGAUGCAAAACUUGUAUGAAAGAGUUCUCAUCGUUUCAAUCUUUAGGAGGCCACCGCGCAAGCCACAACAAACACCUUAAGAACAGCAGCAGCAGCGACGAACAGUCGUCUUCACUUUCUAAGAAGAAGACAAAGGAACAUCGUUGUCCGAUAUGUGGCUUGGAGUUUCCGAUGGGACAGGCUCUUGGUGGUCACAUGAGGAAGCAUAGGAACGAGGAAGAAGCUAGCGGCGCGUUGGUUACACGCUCUUUUUUCCCUGAGGCUGCGACUACUAUGACAUUGAGUAAAUCGAGUAGUGGGAAAAGAAUUGCUUGUGUGGACUUGGUGGGGUCAGAUUCUAUGGAGAGUAGUAGCAUCAAUUUGAACUUGGAGUUGGGAAGCAUCAUGUACUGA